Messenger RNA from Saccostrea cuccullata (small rock oyster), 766 nucleotides. RefSeq names its product transient receptor potential cation channel subfamily M member 5-like. The annotation marks the transcript as partial. Lineage: Eukaryota; Metazoa; Mollusca; Bivalvia; Ostreida; Ostreidae. Gene Ontology annotation, cellular component: plasma membrane. Gene Ontology annotation, biological process: calcium ion transmembrane transport. The record is from RefSeq and is a predicted model, not a curated record. The transcript has 5 exons. Gene Ontology annotation, molecular function: ligand-gated calcium channel activity.
UUUUGUCUUCUUUUGGGCUACGCGUAUAUGUUAAUCUGUAGCCACGAGGAAACUAUCUCCAAUGCUGAUGUGUUUCUUAUUAUUUGGAUGGGAAGUUUCUUCAUUGAAGAAACCAAGCAGUUUUCCAUUGCAAUAUGGAGAAAGAAAUUCACUGCAUACAUCAAGGAUCCAUGGAAUAUACUGGACUGGCUCUCAAUGUUAACAUUUACCUGUGGGAUGCUGUUAAAGCUAGGAAAUGAAUUACAUUAUUACAACGCCUCCAAGAUCCUUCUUGUUUUAGCUUUCAUCAUUCUAAGCAUCCGGGUUUUUAAUUUGUUCUGUAUUUCUGAGCUUCUUGGGCCAACACUUGUUAUCAUACGAAAAAUGUUUAUAGACACUUUUGCCUUUAUGGCAAUUAUGACUGUCUUCAUCAUGUGUUACAAUGUUUCGUACUUCGCCAUAUUGUAUUAUGGAAAUUCAGAUGUCAGCUUCAAUACAUUGGAAAAAGUUACCCGAAAUGGAUAUUGGAUGCUUUUUGGAGAAUUAAAUUUGGAAGGAGAUAGGCUCGAAGAACCAGAGUGUUCCUUUGAUGAGAAAGUAUAUUCCAGUGGAAGUCUAGAGAGGUGUCCCUCUUCUCUUGGGAGAUUUUUGGCACCUUACCUAAAGGCAUUACUUCUUUCGGGAACGUUGAACCUUGUGGAAUCAACAUUAAGUAUCAGUCAAACUGAUGGGGGAUAUAAGGAAGAAAGUGAUGAGAAACUCAACAAGCACCCUAUGUUUGUCAGAG